This is a messenger RNA of Perca fluviatilis (European perch), 1229 nucleotides long. It is a transcript of the gene cdx1a, whose product is annotated as caudal type homeobox 1a. The transcript has 3 exons. Gene Ontology annotation, cellular component: nucleus. The coding region runs from base 130 to 825 and encodes 231 amino acids. Gene Ontology annotation, biological process: embryo development; regulation of transcription by RNA polymerase II; anterior/posterior axis specification. NCBI's taxonomy places the organism in Eukaryota, Metazoa, Chordata, Actinopteri, Perciformes, Percidae. The record is from RefSeq and is a predicted model, not a curated record. Gene Ontology annotation, molecular function: RNA polymerase II transcription regulatory region sequence-specific DNA binding; DNA-binding transcription factor activity, RNA polymerase II-specific.
CUUAGACUGAAGAGAAACAGAGCGCCAGAGUCUGCUGGGAAUAAACAAGGAGCCCUAACAUGCGCCAGGUGGUUUGAUUCACCGAGGUCUACCUGAGAGUCACCCUACCUGUCGGACGAGGACACCGGUAUGUACCCCAACUUACAGUCGGCCAGACACCCGGCUCAGACACUGCCACUGAACAGUCAGUACUUUCCACCUCCGUAUGACUUCACAAGUUACCAUCACGUCACGGGAGUCAGUGACCCGUCGACAAGUGUCUGGAACUCCGUCUACGCUCCCCGGGAGGAGUAUCCGUACAGCUUCCCGGGGUCAAGCCCCAGCGCGGGACAGGUCAGCUUCUCCACCCCGGAGCUGAGCAGCACGCCCACCGCCGCUGGAGGGGGGUCGUUCACCCCGUACAACUUCAUCUCGGAACAGGACCCCUUCAGCUCCAGGAGGAGACCAAAUGAAUCCAUCAGACCGUCCGUUUCAGGUGGGACUUUCAUACUGGAUACCAUGGCACCAUCAAAGACUCGCACUAAGGACAAGUACAGGGUGGUGUACACUGACCAUCAACGCCUGGAGCUGGAGAAGGAGUUUCAGUACAACCGCUACAUCACCAUAAGGAGGAAGACUGAGCUGUCAAUGGCACUGAGCCUCUCGGAGAGACAGGUGAAGAUCUGGUUUCAGAACAGACGUGCGAAAGAGAGAAAGAUAACCCGGAAGAAGCUGCAGCCUUCUCAGCAGGCCUCCACAACUACACCCACACCGCCUGCACUGGGUGGACCCGCUGACACCAACAGCAGCAACAUUAUGUCUGAUACGAUAUCAGAGGAAUACUAGGUGGAUUUUAUAUGGAAGACUGAUACAGCAUGAAAUAUGUACAUAGAGCUAUUUUGUUUUUACAAGUUUGCCACAGAAUGAAUGAAGAUGAUUCACAUCACCUUGAUGUUAAUGCUGCACCUCCUGCCUUUCACAAUGACAAGCACUACAUGUCUGUUGCACUGAUCUUCUCUAGUAGGAAUUUGCCAAUCACAGGACUUUAAUGUAAUUAUUUUUAGCACCAAGAUACUGAUUAAAAGGACAAAGAAUCACAGGUUAACUUUUGCGUGCCUUCUUUAAGAAUAGUUGGUAAACUAACAAUGAAAAAAGCAUUUCAAUAGUUCAUUUUUUUUUUACAUAAACACAAUGUUGAAAUGUGUCUGAAUCUUGGUUAAUAAAAAUGACAAUAAGUUUGUUUAUCUAUA